UGCCGCAUUGCUACAAGCGUUCGCGAUCAACGCGACGCCGGCCACGGCAGCUGUAACUUGUACAAGCUGAGAGUAGAACGGAGCAGCAACGGGAGCGCGACGGCCACAUCAACAUGAAGCACGUCGUCGCCUUGGAAGACGAUGAGGAAGACGAGGCCGAGCGGUAGAUAAAACGCCAAAACGGCAAAGAGAAUAGGCAUAUUUCGUUACCUGGAUUUCCCUGAGAAACCUGAUGAUCAGCAUAACUCAACGCGAUCAUGAACGUCCGUCGGCUGCCAGGUUUCAUGUACAACUACAAACUCGCGACUGUCCUCCUGUUAUCCAGUCUGUUCCUCGUCAUCUACCUGCUUCUACAUUGGGGUAUUAUGUGCACGAACCUCGAGGCCUGGCGACACGUAUCCACCGUGUGCAGUAUGCAUCGAGAUGGUACCGCCAUGGGAAUUCUCUGCGAGCCACUGUGCACUGAAAAGGGAAUACACUCACUCGCAUGCGAAACACUUCACGCAGGCAAAGAGGCGGUCUUCUCAGCACACUGGGAAGCGACACGGCUUGUUUUCAAGGCUUCAAGAACUAAGACAGCUUCGGAACAAUUCGAAUCUCUUUACUGGACGGACGCAACCGGUCUACGGUACUUGCCAUCCGAGGAGGACUUCGCUAAUAUGAUUAAAGACUUAAUUGUCAGUAAGCUAAACAUGACGCUACCGCGACACCAACUGGAGCGACUCGCCCGGCUACGUACCCACCGGAUGGAGACUGAUCUCAUGCGACGUCGCCUAGAAAUGGAGAAUCUCUGGCCGUUGCUACAAGAGAAUGAGUACCUGAUGAUGAUUCUGUACGAGGAUAGAGAUGUAUUCCCGCAACUGAUCGGCACGUGCGGCACCUUUUACGCGGUAGAAUACGUCAGGCCAAUCGAGACCCCAACGACGGUAUUGGCGUUACCCGACUCAAAGCCCGAGUGGGCCAAACGGCUGAAGCUUGCCGUAAUGAUUCUCGACCUGCUCGAGGAUCUGGAGACCAGCAUGCCCGAGCCGUUUUAUCUCUGCGACGUGAAAAUCAAUCAUUUCGGUUUGCCGUUAGGCGGACAGAGGCUGAAGUUUCUGGACCUGGAUGCGGUCUUCCCAAGGACCGUAAUUGGCCGUAUCGUUGCCGACGGCAAAAGCUGCGAGAAACAUGAGGACUGUGAUUACUUCGAUUGCCGUUCGGUAUGCUCGAAAAACAAACGCUGUGAAACACCAGUUCUCAACGAUAAUUUUCAGAUCGUUUGCGAGAAGAUUUUCCUUGGCUGGACGCUCUCGGGAGCGAUGAUUAUUCCUGGAUUGCUCAUGUCGGAACACACCACCUGCAGUCUGGCCGUGCUGCUGAGACAAUGUGCUAAUCCGCACAGCGACACAAAUUUACCACGCGCAGCCGCAUCAGAGAAUGUAAAAAAGCGACUUUACAACAUGCUAAGUGAAAUGGAACAAGAAUACUCAGCGUUAGUAUAAAAGAAAAGAGAAAAAACAGUGACAUCGAUGAAGGAAACGAAAUUAGGGAUUGUGAUUCGAAAUGUGUAUUUAACAAUAAUGAUAAGAAUUCCGUGAAUUCGCAAUUAUAUAGAAAAAAAUUACUAUUAUAUCAAUAUAAUUGAUCAACAGUACUGGA
Messenger RNA from Harpegnathos saltator (Jerdon's jumping ant), 1641 nucleotides. It is a transcript of the gene aln, whose product is annotated as divergent protein kinase domain 1C. The record is from RefSeq and is a predicted model, not a curated record. The transcript has 4 exons. The coding region runs from base 258 to 1484 and encodes 408 amino acids. Lineage: Eukaryota; Metazoa; Arthropoda; Insecta; Hymenoptera; Formicidae.